Molecule: messenger RNA, 1004 nt
Organism: Zymoseptoria tritici IPO323
Lineage: Eukaryota; Fungi; Ascomycota; Dothideomycetes; Mycosphaerellales; Mycosphaerellaceae
Exons: 4
Coding region: 51-1004 (317 amino acids)
Biological process (GO): fatty acid metabolic process
Molecular function (GO): NAD+ binding; oxidoreductase activity, acting on the CH-OH group of donors, NAD or NADP as acceptor
Source: RefSeq, a predicted model, not a curated record
GGUCCAUCAGCCAUUGCCAGCUCAUCCAGCCCACAUCUAAGAAUCCAACAAUGUCAUCAAUAAAAACAGUCGGCGUUGUCGGAACAGGACUCAUCGGCGCCUCCUGGACUGCCCUUUUCCUGGCACAUGGCUACCGUGUGUUAGUCGCGGAUCCAGGCGAAGGCGCCGAGAAGAAGCUGAAGGCCAAUGUCCAAAGCUUCUGGCCUACUCUAGAGGAGCUGGGUCUCGCGGAAGGAGCGAGUAUCGACAACUACGAGUUCGUCGGGAGCUCGCUUGGAAAGCGAUCAGCUGAAGUAGACUUUGUGCAAGAGAGCGCUCCAGAACGGCCUGAUAUCAAGUCCAAGCUGCUGGCCGAGCUGGACAACGGAACACGUUCAGACGUGGUGAUAGCAUCGUCUUCGUCCGGCAUUCCGAGCUCGCAAUUCAUCGAUCAAUGCCAGCAUCCCGAACGAGUGCUUAUUGGCCAUCCGUUCAACCCACCGCAUCUGAUGCCCCUGGUGGAGAUCGUACCUCAUCCCAAGACGAGCCAGACGGCGAUUGAGACCGCGCGCACCUUUUACGCAUCGAUUGCUCGUCGCCCGAUUGUCGUGAAGCAAGAGAUACCGGGAUUCGUCGCUAACCGUCUUCAAGCUGCUCUGCUUAAUGAAGCGUACAGUCUCGUGAGUCGAGGGAUCCUCUCGGCGGAGGACUUGGACGCCGCUGUUACGACCUCGCUUGGUCCUCGCUGGGCCACCGUUGGGCCGUUCAUGGCGACUGCAAUGGGCGGCGGAGGCGGCUCCAAUGGAUUCCGCCAUCUGCUUGAGCAUCUGGGCCCAGCUGCUCAAAAGUGGGUAGACGAUAUGCGUGAACAUGCGUUUGAACUGACGACCGAGAACAUCGACUCGCUUACGAGAAGCGUCGACAAGGAGUUGCAGGGAAAGGAUCUCAAGGAGCUGGAAGCGGAGCGCGAUGCUAAGUUGGUGGAACUGUUCAAGCGGAAAGGGAAGCAGCAACGAAUGCGGUAA